GCACAUGAUGGACGACAACAGGCAGCUGGCGCUGCGCAUCGACGGCGCGCUGCAGGCGGCGGGCCAGGAGGUGACGGCGCUGCGCGCGGAGCUGGCGGCCACCGGGCGCCGCCUGGCCGAGCUGGGCAGCGAGCCGCCCAUGGAGCACGGCCCGCAAGCGCUGCUGCGAGAGGAGGUGGCCCAGCUGCAGGAGGAGGUGCACCUGCUCCGGCAAAUGAAGGAGAUGCUGACGAAGGAGCUGGAGGAGACGCAUGGCAGCAAAUCCCCCGAGGUGCUGUCGGCCACCGAGCUCAAGGUGCAGCUGGCGCAGAAGGAGCAGGAGCUGGCGCGGGCCAAGGAGGCUCUGCAGGCCAUGAAAGCCGACCGCAAGCGCUUGAAGGCGGAGAAGACGGACCUGGUGAGCCAAAUGCAGCAGCUCUACGCCACGCUGGAGAGCCGCGAGGAGCAGCUCCGCGACUUCAUCCGCAACUACGAGCAGCACCGGAAGGAGAGUGAGGAUGCAGUGAAAGCCCUGGCCAAGGAGAAGGACCUUCUGGAACGGGAGAAGUGGGAGCUGCGGAGGCAAGCCAAGGAGGCCACCGACCACGCCAGCGCCCUGCGCUCCCAGCUCGACCUCAAAGACAACCGCAUGAAGGAGCUGGAGGCCGAGCUGGCCAUGGCCAAGCAAUCCCUGGCCACGCUGACCAAGGACGUCCCCAAGCGCCAUUCCUUGGCCAUGCCGGGCGAGACGGUGCUGAAUGGCAACCAGGAGUGGGUGCUGCAGGCCGACCUACCACUCACUGCUGCCAUCCGGCAGAGCCAGCAGACCCUGUACCACUCCCACCCCGCACACUCGGCCGACCGGCAAGCAGUCCGGGUGAGCCCAUGCCACUCCCGGCAGCCCUCCAUCAUCUCCGACGCGUCAGCAGCAGAAGGUGACCGAUCGUCCACGCCGAGCGACAUCAACUCGCCGCGACACCGGACGCAUUCGCUCUGCAACGGGGACAGCCCCGGACCGGUACAGAAGAACUUGCACAACCCCAUUGUACAGUCUCUGGAAGACCUCGAGGACCAAAAACGGAAAAAGAAGAAGGAGAAGAUGGGCUUUGGCUCCAUCUCACGGGUGUUCGCCCGGGGCAAGCAGCGCAAAUCCCUCGACCCGGGGCUGUUUGACGGCACGGCCCCCGACUACUACAUCGAGGAGGACGCGGACUGGUGACCCCUCGCCCCCCACAGUGUACAGCCCCCACAUGUGCAUACCCAAGUCGCGUUGUAAUUUUGUCCCCACACCCCUCCUAUUUUGAUUUUAUUUUUUUAAGCAUUCCAGUAACUCUUCCUUUGUCGUCACUUCUUAUUAUUACUUUUCUUUUUCUUUUUUUUUUGUCGUUUGGGGGAUUUCUGUUUAUUCUGUUCAUUUUGUUUCGUUUUUCAUUCCCCAAACCUCCUCCUUUUCGACAAAACUUGAAACUUGAAGGACUGCUGUGUGUCUGUAAAUAACGGGAAUCUCGUGCACUUUGUGCUUGUGACGUCUCUUGUCCGAAACCGCUGUUCUUCUGGAGCCUGUCCUGCGGGGGGACCCCACCUCGGAGAAGGGGACCCCAACAUCUUCGGAGACCUUAAGGAAAGAAAAGAAAACAAAACGAAACCAAGAAAUGAAACCCACCCAAAUUGCAUUAUCCCCCGAGGAGGUGGCAGCACAACGGGCUCGUCGUAACGCCUUCUGGAAUCUGUGUUUUUCCCCUUCCCUUGUGUCGUUUUAAUUUAUUUGCACAAACCCAGAGAGGAGCUAUUCUAACUAAAUUAUUGCAGAAAUGUUGGGGUUUUUUCUUUUUUUUUUUUUUCUUUUUUUUUUAAUAUAUAUAUUCUUUUUCCACGUCGCUGGGGAGGGCUGGGGAGGAGGAAAGGGAUGGGGAACGGGGACGGCGUGGGAGCACUUAAAGCCUUGGAAGAACCCAGCGACCUCGGAGCUUCCCAAUGUGGAUUUGGGGUGCUCACCCUUUGCUGGCAUUAAAACCGGGGGGCACUGGGGGCCAAGGGAAAGCAACGUCCCUAUAUAGCAGUGCCAAUGUUGGGGGGACGCUUGGAAGCCGCGCUCCGCUUUAACGACGAGCUCGCAAACCUGUAUGCUUUAACGCUCAGCGGUAUCAUUGGAAGCUCUUAAGAGGGAAAAAAAAAAAAAAAAGAGUAUGAAGAUUUAUUUAAUAGUGCUAUAAUAGUGUCUUAUUUUUCUGAAUCCCGAGACGCGUGCCCCGUUUGAAUGGGGAAUAUUUUGUCUUAAGUGGCAGAAAUUCACUCCCGCGCUCUGCGUUCCCCCACGGGAUGCUGUGGGGAGGGCCGGGGAGGAAAAGCAGAACUUUUCUGCAGAAAAGCUGUUGUUUUUUGUUUGUUUUUUUUUUUAAUCCAUUGACUCUUUUUUUUUUUUUUUUUGGUCAUUUUGUUCCUUUUUCUCCUUGCAUUUCUUUCUUUUUUUUUUUUUUUUUUUUAAUAAUUUAAACUCUCCGCCGACGAAAGCAGACGAGCGAUCUCCCUUGGUAUCCAGUAGUUUCCUUUUGCAUUUCAGCCGUUUUUAUUUUGUAAAUUAGGAAAUCAUUCUAAAAAAAAAAAAAAAAAAAAAAAAAAAGCAAGAAAAAAACCGAGGAAAAAAAAAUUACUAAGAGGACAAUUUAUUUAAAAGAGAGAACUUCGGGAAAUAGGAUACGGAUUAUGGGUAACCUUAGAUUUAACUUUUUUUCCCCCCCCCCCAAUGAAGGGGGGGGAGGAUCCUUGAAGGCAUGGAUGCAAAUAUUACAAACAAACAAACAAAAAAAACUAUAAAAAAUCUAAAUAAAGCUUAUUUUAAAGUA
Molecule: messenger RNA, 2822 nt
Organism: Gallus gallus (chicken)
Lineage: Eukaryota; Metazoa; Chordata; Aves; Galliformes; Phasianidae
Gene: KAZN
Product: kazrin, periplakin interacting protein
Exons: 8
Coding region: 5-1198 (397 amino acids)
Source: RefSeq, a predicted model, not a curated record